Messenger RNA from Aspergillus mulundensis, 2559 nucleotides. RefSeq lists its product as uncharacterized. The transcript is spliced from 4 exons. The coding region runs from base 1 to 2559 and encodes 852 amino acids. The record is from RefSeq and is a predicted model, not a curated record. Lineage: Eukaryota; Fungi; Ascomycota; Eurotiomycetes; Eurotiales; Aspergillaceae.
AUGGCCGGAGCUAAACGACGGCUUGAUGCAGCCCACGGCUCGGUCGCUCCCUCUACCAAUAACACGUCCGCCCUUAACAGCAAAGAACCUGCUAGCAAUGAUUCUUUCAACACCCGUGUGACUCGAAAUUUACGUUCGAGCCGGGAUGCGCGUGCUGGUCAAAAUGAUAAUGCUAAGACUACCAACACUACUGCUGGCAGUGGCACUAGCAAUCAAAAUAGCAACGCCACUAACAACUCCACCAAGCACGGCAGCAAUCGGCCGUCGCGCAUUAUAACGCUCAAAUAUGGCGCUGGCAAUGCUAGUUUAUCAAAAGGAACAACCCGUGAAACGCCUGUAACUGCUUCGGCUGCCGCACCUACUCCAAAUGCUUCCGCCAGCACUCGUGAAACGCGGAACAGCCGAGCGCGGGCUGCGGCUGGCACCCCUGCAGUUCCUGCGGCUCAGCCCAAUUCAAGCCGCUCUGAACCUGCGCCUUCUGUCACUGCGGCACCCGAGACUCCUCGGACUAAGCGCGUCAAACGAGGCUCGGUGGCCGAAGAGACUCCGAGAAGUACAAGGCAAUCAACAAGACUGAAAGGCAACGUUCAUGAUACACCCACAGAAAAUGGGGCCACAGAGUCUAAACCAUUGGAUGCAAGCCCCUUAGCUCCUGGUGCUACCAACACUAGAACUAGAAAUCGCAAUCGACAUGCUGGGGACGUCGGCACCAAUGUAUCGACUCGCAGUCGCCCAACGACGUCAGUUGUCAAAUCUCCGCUUCCUGAAGAUGUCGCCUCAGAAGCAGCCGCGAUGUCUAAUCCAGCCGAUAUUGAGGCGUCACACACCGCAGAGUCAACGCCGCCCCCUGGAGAAUCGCCAAAAGGCACUGUGUCUCCUCCCCGUCACAAGAAAGAGGAACAUCAAGCCGCUGAAAAUGACGAGGAAUCUAAAGCCGUCUCGGCCAGAACUAGUCCGAUCUUGUCGCGAAAGCGCAAGUCUCUCGAUACGGAUGAGCAAGGGGCUAUCCCAUCCACGUUGAGUUCGCCAACCAAGAAGCCGAAAGUAGAGGCAGCCGCGCUCCACCGUGCGUCAGAACCAACGCUGCAGAACGGCGACGGGCGUAAGCUGGAAGAUUCAUUGUCCCAGCCGGAUGAUGGAACAGCUUCUAAAGUGGACGAAGGGUCUCGGCAAAUCACUGAAGAAGCUGACGAUUCUACUACGCCGGACAAUGUUGCCGAAUUAGCUACUUCUAAAGCAACUCGUGGUGGCCGUAAUCGAGGUCGGGGUCGAGGAGCGCGCAACAGAACAUCAGCUCGUUUUGGCGUGAACAAGCGAGGGCGUGGUGGCACUCGUGUUGCGCGCUCCACGCGCACUGGGCGUCAGGAUGACCGGUCUAGUGAUAUAGAGUUCGAACGGUCGCCAUCUCCAAGCGCCGCCACCCAAAAGUUGAGAGACCGUCAGCGUGAAUUAGACAAGGCUUUUAGAAGGGUGGCUGCCGCACAACGAUUGGCUUUGGCUGUACUCGCUACACAGUCCGAGAAGCGUAUCGCUCGCGACAAGAACGCGCAUAAGGCUGUUCCUGAGUUUGAGGAAAUCAGUUUGGUUUUGAAGACCCACUUGCGUGAGAAGCAAGAUACUCUGAAACGAGAAUACGACCUCAAGGUAGCGCAGGAGAACAGGAUAUACAAAGCCAACAAAGAGGCUAUCGAGGAGCGGUGUCGAGCAUCCUCUCGUUAUAUUCAAGAGGAACAUCUUCUUGCGAGUCACGGGGAGUAUAUGACAUUCAUCGAAGGCCGUCGCGCGGCGGAAGAUGAUGAGCAUACUGAGACCGACGGCUCUGAAACAGAGAAUGAACGCGGACGACGAGCCCCUGUGAUGCGAGAAGUUUAUAGAGGUUUCAACUCCUCGCUCGUGCGUGACCCUGCUGGAGCAGCUUCCUAUGAACGUGCUGCUUUCGGCUGGGAUGACUUCGUCCAACGAGCCAAGCUCGGCGAUGAUAUCAAUCCCCAGAUGAAAGAGAUAAGAGACGCUGGUCCGUUCGCUGGACUUUCUGGCGGGGAGAUUAUCAACAUGUUGUUGGAAGCCACCGGAAUCGUCGAAGUGCGGGAUGGCGUUCCUAUGAAGGAGCAUCAUCCUCCACCUUAUGCGGAUGUGAGGUCCUCGGCGCUGACAGCCCUGGCUGACCUUGCGGCGGCUGAGGUGCCCCGGCCUACGCUCCAGCAUACGCCGCGGCUUGCAGCUCAUCGUGCCAUUCUUCCUCAACCUCCACAACCCCAACCUCAACCCCCUCAGCCACCGCCGAUACACCAUGCGCACCCAGAACCCCGACCGUUUUUGCCGCCACCGACACCCCGAGGCCAGCCGAGGCGACUCCUCCCGGCGGGACAACAAAUCCCGCCGAUCAAUGAGACGCUUGGCCUUCCUGACCCAUUCUCGUCGCGCGGUGGGCCUCCGCAGCUUCCACCUCCACCAGGGUCGAACUUUCAACGGCCUCCCUUGCCGGGCUACUUGACGGGGCAUCACCAUCCAAGUAUAUACUAUCAGCCACCGCCACAGCCACCUCGGCCGCCGUAUUGA